Messenger RNA from Phragmites australis (common reed), 1738 nucleotides. Its product is annotated as WAT1-related protein At1g43650-like. The record is from RefSeq and is a predicted model, not a curated record. NCBI's taxonomy places the organism in Eukaryota, Viridiplantae, Streptophyta, Magnoliopsida, Poales, Poaceae. The transcript has 7 exons. Gene Ontology annotation, molecular function: transmembrane transporter activity. Gene Ontology annotation, cellular component: plasma membrane. Bases 413 to 1525 code for a protein of 370 amino acids.
CAGGAGCACUGGGAGCUGAAUCAGCUUUCGUACAACAACAAGAAAUCUUAUUUACUCCCAUCAUUCUUCCAUCCCAGUGUUAGCAUUGUUCGGCUCAUCCAAGUCGACGCCGACACAUGCGAUAAGUUUUCUUUUCUUCUUCAGGAAGCUGAAAGAGAAGAAGAGCAUUCGCUGCUGCCGUUGGCUGUUGCUGUUCAGGUAGCUAUCAGGUUGUCACAUUCACAAUGACAGCACCAUGCAUCGGGUAUUCAGGUAGUGGGAUUAGUACUUCACCAGCCCACGGCUUCGGCACCCGCGAGCUGCCUAUAUAAGCGCAGGCUGCUCCUCGCACAACCGAUUCAGCUUUUCUCGUGAGAAACACUUCACACUUGCGCUUGGGCUGAGUAGUCCAGCUGCUAGUUGUUCAGUAGAAAUGGCGCCUCCUCGGGCCUCUGAAACGGGAGGGGUGUGGAGCCGGUACGCGCCGCACGUCCUGAUGGCCCUGACGCAGCUGUGCUACACGCUCAUGUACUUCAUCACCGAGGCCGCGUUCAACCGGGGGCUCAACCCCUACGUCUACGUAACCUACCGGCAUCUGCUCGUCGCCGUCCUCCUGUGGCCCUUCGCGUACUACCAUGAGAAGAAGUUGAGGCCUAAAAUGACAUUGAUGCUGUUCCUAGAGAUUUUUGUACUGUCACUUCUUGGGGUGAGCUUAACUCUGAACAUGUACUUCGCAAGCUUGAGGUACACAUCUCCAACGUUCGUCACUUCCAUGGUGAACACCAUCGCUACGAUUACGUUCGUCAUCGCCAUCAUCCUCAGGAUGGAGAUUGUCGAUGUCAAGAGCCUGAGAGGACUGGCAAAAAUUGCUGGGACGGUCGUGUCAUUUGUCGGGGUGACCACCAUGACUUUGUACAAGGGAGCGGCAAUAACCAGCCUCUGGAAGUCGCCUAUCCACAUACAAGGCGGCAGCGUUGCGCAUGAGGGCUGGAUGAAAGGUUCAGUCCUCGCAGUGGCCAGCUGCAUCUGCUGGUCAAUCUGGUACAUCAUGCAGGCGUCAUCUCUAAAGAGGUACCCAGCCCAGCUCUCGCUGACGGUAUGGAUGUCCAUGGUUGGGGGGAUACAAUCAACUGCUUUCACAGUGUUCAUGCAGCACAAGCCGGAAGACUGGCUUAUCGGCUUCGGGCUCAAGUUCUGGUGCAUCGUCUACUCGGGACUCGCCUGCAAUGGCUUCACAGUCUUCGUUCAGCUGUGGUGCACCGAGAAGAAAGGCCCCGUCUUUGUCACAAUGUUCAAUCCCCUCACGACGAUCAUGGUGGCCAUCCUGGCCUACUUCAUCUUCGGCGAAAACCUAUACGUUGGAAGCAUAAUCGGAGGGGUGGUGGUGAUUCUGGGCCUGUACAUGUUGCUGUGGGGCAAGGAGAAAGAUCAAGAACACGGCGCGAGCAAAGAGCAGGAGCCCGAGCUGGACUGCGAGAAGCAGGCCAAGGUAAGCGAUGACUAUGCGGUGCAGAACGAGACCGAAGCGCCAAAGACGAUUAAGUGAAGGGGUCAGAUGUUGCCCAUGAGCAGCAGCUAGCUUAAGCAUUCGGUUUCUGAUGUACAAUUUUUCUCCGAUUCUCGCCUCAGCUAUGCAACGCGGCAACAGAUGGUGUGGCAAACAUUUGUCGCAUGGAUCCCAUGGGUAUGCCGGAUUCAGAAGUCUGUGGUCGUGAAAUGGUGUGUACAAGGUUUUUUUUUUCACGAUGAAUUGAUGCAU